Messenger RNA from Rhipicephalus microplus (southern cattle tick), 654 nucleotides. RefSeq lists its product as uncharacterized. Gene Ontology annotation, cellular component: plasma membrane. NCBI's taxonomy places the organism in Eukaryota, Metazoa, Arthropoda, Arachnida, Ixodida, Ixodidae. Gene Ontology annotation, biological process: transmembrane transport; citrate transport; succinate transport. The record is from RefSeq and is a predicted model, not a curated record. Gene Ontology annotation, molecular function: succinate transmembrane transporter activity; citrate transmembrane transporter activity.
CUUCGAGCCAAAAUGGCUCUCAGUUCGAGAGUUCUCGGCAAAUCGUGGCGAGCGCUUUACAUCGUCGGCGUUCCCUUGCUGCUGCUACCAGUGGCCAUGUACGUUGAUGGAAAGGCAGGAUGGUGCGCGUACAUUCUGCUCUGGAUGGCCUUCUACUGGUCAGCCGAAGCGAUUCCACUGGCGGCUACCGCACUGAUGCCUGUCUUCCUAUUCCCGUUUUUCGGGAUACUGAAUUCGCAGAAGGUGGUCGCCUUCUAUCUCAACGAAAUUGGUAUGGUUAUGCUCUGCUCUCUCAUUAUGGCUGGAGCUGUAGAGACAAGUAACCUACACAAGAGAAUAGCGCUGAAAUCAUUGCUCACAAUAGGAACAAGCAAUCUUAGGUUGCUGCUCGGGUUCAUGCUGGUCACUAUGGCACUGUCAGUGUGGAUACCGAAUACAGCGUCAACUUCAAUCAUGGCGCCAAUCGUCAUUGCGGUCGUGGAUCUUGUGCAGACAGCUUCAUCCUCCAUGGAAGACGACGAAGAAACCGUAUCAGCACCUCGCCGCCACACAAUGCGUCAGAAAGACGAGCUGCUUCCACGUGGCUCGGAUGUCGGGCACGCUCGUUGGCCAGGUCCCUACAGGUUUGCCCCCAGGGCCAUUGGGAAAAUGUAG